AUGCGCCAGUUUCGUGUCAAUCCGCAACAUGUUUUUGAACAGGUCAAGCCUGGGCGUCUCGCACUCGAUCUGUCUGUGCUGUUUGCCAUUUGUUACGUCGUACAAUGGGCUUUACAUACUCUUUACAAAUCUCACCGUCAUCCUCUGAAGAAGUUCCCUGGUCCAAGGUUAGCGGCUCUGAGCAAUGUUCCGUAUAUUUUAUGGUACAUGGGCGGCCGACAGCCCCACAAACUUUUGGCUCUGCAUCGAAAAUACGGUGCUGUCGUUCGAACUGCGCCAAACGAGUUAUCAUUCAACAGUGCUCAGGCUUGGAAAGAUAUAUAUAACUUCCGUCCCGGACACCAGACCUUCAUUAAGAGCAGUUUCUACGAAGGCGGCCCCUUUGCUGAUCAAUGCGGUAGCAUCGUGAGCGAGCGCGACCCCAUCGCUCAUGGGAAGAUGAGAAGAUACUUAUCACAUGCCUUCUCAGAUGCUUCUUUGAGCGAACAAGAACAUUUGAUCUCAAAAACAGUCGACAUGCUAGUCGAUAUGACUGGGAAGCAGGGCGUUCAUGGUUUCGACAUUGGUAAAGCAUUCGAAAUGAUGACUUUUGAUAUCAUCGGGGAUCUUGCUUUUGGAGAGUCAUUCGGUGGGGUGGAAAGUGGCAAUGUCCAUCCCUGGAUCGCUAUUACGCUCGGUGCGCUAACACAAGGUGCACUCGCCGAUGCUUUCAGCCGAAUGCCAACAUUUGCUAGGGUGUUUGUAUUACUGUUUCCAGGCAAAAUGGCCAAGAUCGUUCAAGAUACGAAAAAGAACGAAGGGAUGGCUUUGGACCUCGUAAGGAAACGAAUUGCGAAACGUACGACACGUAAGGACUUUAUGACACGAAUAUUGGAGCGGCACAAUUCAGUCGAAGUAUCCGAUGUUCAGCUUGCUGCGCAUUCUUCAGACUUCAUAGUUGCUGGGAGUGAGACAACAGCAACAGCACUUACAUGCAUCUUCUACUAUGUCCUGAAGAAUGCCAGUGUCCGACAGUCACUUCAGCGAGAGAUUCGGUCGACCUUCGACAAAUACGAAAGUAUCACUGCGCAGUCAACAUCGAAGUUGCGAUAUCUUGAUGCGGUGAUCAGAGAGUCUUUCCGAAUCUUCCCCCCUCUGCCAUUAGGCCUUCCGCGCGUGGUGCCUCGUGGUGGGGACACCGUUGAUGGUCACUUUCUGCCAGAGGGAACAAUUGUGUCAGUCAACCCACUUGCCGCGAGCCUGGAUCCAAGCAAUUUCACAGAUCCACUGGAGUAUAAACCCGAACGAUGGCUAGGGAAGAACGAGAUCGAUGUCGUGGAAGCCAGCCAGCCAUUCUCACUUGGGGCAAGAGCAUGUAUUGGUCGAAAUCUUGCUUGGGUCGAACUGCGGACGACGUUGGUAAAAUUACAUUGGAAAUACGACUUUGAACUUCUCAACGAGGAGGUUGAUUGGCAGAGGGAUGUGCGGAUGAGAACGUUGUGGAAUAAGCCUAAGUUGAUAGUGAGAGCUGUAGCUAGGCCAUGAGGUCGGUGUAUCAAGUAUUAGUUGCUCGGAAAGAGCCAAUAACAAACAUGAGAGACGGUCAUAUGGGCUAAUCAGUCAUGUUGGGAGACAGUCGUCUGUAGAACUAUGUUGAGCUUCAGUGGUGGCAUAUGUCGUUGUUUCCAUACCGCUAGUAUUGUAGAGCCAUCACUACAGUAUGUGCAAAAAUAGACACCGUCUUCCCGGCCCAGAGGUGGGAACCCCAAAAUGGUGCCCGGGCCAAAUCUGUGCCAUUCCGGAGAAAACAUGUGCGGCACUCUCCUUGGAAUGGUCUCGGAAGGUCACUUAACGGUUUAGGUCCAUCCACGAUUGGAUCAUAAAUUAGCGUAGCGCAACCCAGAUGAGUGUGUAACCUCUUGCCACGGGUGAGGUUAGACUUCUUCAUAAAGUCUUCGUUUCAAACCACUCAACAUGACUUCGAUCAACAUUAGGGAAUCCUUGAUACCAGAAUUAGGUAAUAGAGUUGCCCUCAUUACAG
This is a messenger RNA of Pseudovirgaria hyperparasitica, 2020 nucleotides long. RefSeq names its product benzoate 4-monooxygenase cytochrome P450. Gene Ontology annotation, molecular function: iron ion binding; monooxygenase activity; heme binding. The record is from RefSeq and is a predicted model, not a curated record. The transcript has 4 exons. The coding region runs from base 1 to 1524 and encodes 507 amino acids. Lineage: Eukaryota; Fungi; Ascomycota; Dothideomycetes; Acrospermales; Acrospermaceae.